AUGGCACCUAGAAGGAAACAAGUCGACGAGAGUUCUGACUUGGACGAAGUUGAUGCAUUUAAUGAGAAUAGAUCAAAGAUAUUAUUAAACCAGGCAGGAGAAUAUGGUCGUGAAAGAGACGAUGAGGAUGAAGAAUCGGAGGAAGAAGUAAUGAAGAUGGACGAUGAUGAAAGCGACGAUGAUGACGAGAACGAUGAUGAAGAUGAUGAAGAAGAUGAAGAAGAUGAAGAUGAAGAAAAUAUUGAAGAAGAAGAAGAGGAGAAAGGUUGGGGAGGAAGAAAGAAUUAUUAUGGAGGUGAUGAUGCAAGUGAUGAUGAAGAUUCUAAGAGAAUGACAGAGGAAGCCUUAAGACAACAAAGAAAACAUUUACAAGAUUUAGAAAUGGAUGAUUUUAUUGAUGAAGAUUUAAUGGAAGAUUGGCAAAAGAAAGCUGAUACAUUUGAUAAUAAAGACACCUCCAUUUCAGUAAUAAAUACGGAUACCAAAUUAGAUCAGCUAGAUGAUUCCGAAAGAUUAAAUUUAUUAAAGCAAUCGUUUCCAGAAUUUAUACCGUUGACUAAAGAAUUGCAAAAAUUACAACCAACACUAGAAGAUCUUAAAAAAUUAGACCAAAAUAAAUGUAUAACUAUUAAAAUAGCGGCAUUAUCAGGUUAUUUGGCAUCGAUUUCAUCAUAUCUAGCAAUAUUUGUUGACAAUUUACGAAGUGGGGAAAAUUUCACAAUGAAAGAACAUCCUGUCAUGGAAACAAUACUAAGUUCGAGAGAAGUUUGGAGACAAGCCAGUGAAUUACCGGACGAUACAAAGGAAGAAUUUGAAGAAAUAACACAUGAUCUUGUGUCGAGUGAUAUAGACGAAAAUGAUUAUGAGGAUGCAAGAGAAGAUCAUGCAGAAGAAAUAGAGGAAGAAGAGGAAGAAGAAGAAGAGGAAGACGAAGAGGUAGAGCAGGAAGAAGAAGAAGAAGAUGCAGAGGAAGAUGAAGGACAAGUAACAAAAGGUCCACAAGAUAAUAUCAUUAUAGACACAACCAAACAAAGAACUAUAAGGCGAGCUCCAACUAAAGGUAAUGAUGACGAUUUUGCAGAAGCAGAAAUUGAAGAUGUAGAUAUGGAAGAUAAGAAACGUCGUAAAAAGACAUUAAGAUUUUAUACAGCUAAAAUUGAUAAAGCAGCUGCUCAAAGAAAUAAAGUAUAUUCAGGUGAUGGUGAUAUGGAUGUACCGUAUAAGGAGAGAUUAUAUGAAAGACAACAAAAAUUAAUAGAAGAAGCAAGAAAAAGAGGUCUUGAUAAAAGAGAUAUACCUCAAGAUAACAAUGAUGAUGAUGAUAUUAAUGACAAUGAUUUUGAUAAUGUAGAUUAUUAUGAUAAAUUGAAACAAAGCAAACAAUCUAAAUCAGAAAAUAGAAAACUUGCACAUAAUGCUGCAGUAAAAGCUGCUAAAGAAGGCAAACUUGCAGAAUUACAAGAAGAAAUUGGUGAUGAUGGUAAAAGAGCAAUUAAUUAUCAAAUUCUUAAAAAUAAAGGUCUUACACCACAUCGUAAAAAGGAAUAUAGAAAUUCAAGAGUUAAAAAGAGAAAACAAUAUGAAACAGCAAAGAAAAAACUUAAAUCAGUUAGACAAGUUUAUGAUAGUGAAAAACAUAAAGGUCCUUAUGAAGGUGAAAAGACUGGUAUUAAAAAAGGUUUAUCAAGAUCUGUAAAACUUAUUUAA
Messenger RNA from Lodderomyces pseudojiufengensis, 1707 nucleotides. RefSeq names its product rRNA-processing protein (gene SAS10). Gene Ontology annotation, cellular component: small-subunit processome; nucleolus. The coding region runs from base 1 to 1707 and encodes 568 amino acids. Gene Ontology annotation, biological process: maturation of SSU-rRNA from tricistronic rRNA transcript (SSU-rRNA, 5.8S rRNA, LSU-rRNA). The record is from RefSeq and is a predicted model, not a curated record. NCBI's taxonomy places the organism in Eukaryota, Fungi, Ascomycota, Pichiomycetes, Serinales, Debaryomycetaceae. The transcript has a single exon.